GACUGCGGAAAUGUUUUUAUCAAUAAAUUAAUAAAUAUCUAACUCAUAAUUACCUAUCUCACAAGUUUAAAUCAUGUGAGAAAAGAAAUUAAUAGAAAUUCUUACUAUAAUAUUUUCGGAAUUUCAAUUUAAAAAUGGUAUUUAAUCCGGCAGUUACUGUGCGAAGAAUAGAUGUUUUGAUUCGUAUAUUAAAUGGUCGUAAAACACAUAAAUUGCAACCAAAUUUUGUGCGCGCUUACUCGGACGAAGGAAAGGUGACUAUAGGAAAUGUUAGUAAAGAGAUUAGAUCGCCUAAAAAAAUAGAAUAUGUACCUAGGAAGUAUUUGACUGUAGAGAGUUCUGAAUUAAGAAAUCUAUCACAAAGUGCUCUUCGGAACCUAAGAUGGAUGAUGCAAAAAGAUUUACUUGGUCAAGACAUGUUUCUUUUGGGACGACCUGGACCAAGCAGACGAAAAGUAGCUCUGCAGUACUUGGAGUUAACACAGAGAGAGUUGGAAUAUGUGGCUCUCUCUCGAGACACCACAGAAGCUGAUCUGAAACAAAGAAGGGAAAUUCAAAAUUCAACUGCUAAAUAUUUUGAUCAGAGUGCAGUCCGUGCAGCUACAGAAGGAAGAAUUCUUGUUAUAGAAGGCAUAGAGAAAGCUGAACGAAAUGUGUUGCCAGUCUUAAAUAAUUUGUUAGAAAACAGAGAAAUGCAUCUUGAGGAUGGCAGGUUUUUAAUACCAUCGUCAAGAUAUGAUAAAUUACUAGAGGAGCAUGGACCUGAAGAAAUAUCAAAAUGGCGUUUAGUUCGAGUUGAUGAAAACUUUAGAGUUAUUGCCUUGGGGCUUCCGGUGCCUCGGUAUACAGGGCAACCACUUGAUCCUCCACUCAGGUCAAGAUUUCAGGGAAGAGAUGUUGCUACAGUUGGGUUUGGGGAGCAUUUAGCUACAUUAAAGGAAGAAGUGCCCGGUGUGGACACAACUAAGUUGGAACAGGUUAUGUCGGCUGCCUAUGCGCUCAUCAGCCCUGAAUUACAGGAAGUCAGCUUACCAGACUUCCCGAUAGACAACCUUCAUGCUGCAGCCCUAAUUCUGAAAGAUAACCCAAACAUCCCACCACAUACACUUCUAUACUUAUUAUAUCCAUACAAGACCUUCAUAUCCAAAGAACACGCUAAAAACGUUGAGACAGUAUUAGAUAAUCUUAACAUAGAAACGAAACCAAAGUGGAAUAUUAGUUUACAAUGUGUAGAAGUUAAAGAAAAACAGGCUUUAGUUAGUAUGGAGAUUAAUGGUGCUAAGAGCGAAUUUACCGUGCCCUGUGGUGACCGUAGAAGUAGGAGAGAAGAGAAAGGAAUUGUAAAAACAGAGUAUCAGAGUCGGCUUCUGAACGAACUGCUUUUGAGUCAUAGUGCUGGUGAUUUUUGUGUUAUUGGACCAAAAGGCUGUGGUAAAAGCCUUCUGAUCAGCCAACUCGCUUCCUUAUUAGGCUAUACAAUAGAGCCUAUAGUCCUAUACCAGGAUAUGACGGCGAGAGAUUUGAUUCAACAGCGUACUACAUUGGCAAAUGGCGAUACUGUGUGGAGGAAUUCUGCCCUCGUUGAAGCGGCUUUAAAAGGCCGAUUGGCAGUGUUGGACGGAUUACAUAGAAUACACGCUAGCACGCUUGCAGUUUUGCAUAGAUUAGUCCACGAUAGAGAGUUGCAGUUACACGAUGGAACUCGUCUGAUCCGCCAUGACAGAUAUGAUGAGCUCAUCGCGUCAGGAAUGUCUCCUAAACAAUUAGAGGAAAGUGGGGUCAAGAGGAUACAUCCCGCUUUUAGGAUAGUAGCACUAGCAGAGCCACCAGUACUCGGUCGUGGCCCUCACUGGCUGUCACCGGAGAUACUCAGCCUCUUCAUAUUCCACGAGAUGAGAAAUCUUAGCAAAAAUGAAGAAAUAUUUAUUAUCGAUUCCUUGUAUGGAGACAUAUCAGAACCUCUUCAUUUCAUAAUAGAUUUAGCAGACCAACUACGAUACUCCAAUGACACAACACUGAGUAAUCUCGCAUCUUCACUCUCCACUCGACAACUGUUAAGAAUCGCGAGUAGAAUGUCCCAUUACCCAACAGAUUCCGCAUACGAAACAAUUCAAAGGACAUUUUUGGCUAAAUUCCUCCCUAACUUAGCGCGGCGAGCGCUAGAUGGCGCCAGUCAAAAGAUCGGCAUCGAACAACCGCGACAUUUCGGAAAGUUUAAUGAGAAAAAAGUGAAGUGCUCAACACAAAAUGGCGUCCUCACCAUCGGGGAUACAACCACGGAGGUAUACAAAACGGAUGCCCUGACAAAAGUACCAGACAUUUUGUUCUAUGACGUCCCACAGCACGUGAGAUUAUUGGAGUGGUUGUUACAAGACUUCCUGCUGGGAAAUCAUUUGCUUCUAGUGGGGAAUCAAGGCGUGGGGAAGAAUAAAAUCGCAGAUAGAUUAUUGCAGCUCCUAAAUCGGCCUAGGGAGUAUAUUCAGCUCCACAGAGAUACCACGGUUCAGUCCUUGACGGUGCAACCCACGGUGCGAGAUGGGGUCGUCAUAUAUGAAGACUCGCCCCUGGUGAAGGCGGUCAAAAACGGACAUAUCCUGGUGGUGGAUGAAGCGGAUAAGGCACCCACGCAUGUGACGUGUAUCUUGAAGACCUUGGUGGAGAAUGGGGAGAUGAUUUUGAGCGAUGGCAGGAGGAUUGUGCCAAAGGAUAUGAUUGAUAGCUCGGGCGGUGAUGUGGCGAGUUUCAUUCCGGUACAUGAUGACUUUAGGAUGAUAGUGUUGGCGAAUCGACCAGGUUUUCCGUUUUUGGGGAACGACUUCUUUGCUUCUCUCGGGGAUCUAUUCUCGUGUCACGCGGUGGACAAUCCCUCAAUAGAAUCGGAAUUAGAAUUACUGAGGUCGUAUGGACCAAACGUACCCGAAGACGUUAUGAAGAAAUUGGUGCAAGCUUUCGCGUUACUGAGGAACAUGGCAGACCAGGGCCAGCUGACGUAUCCUUACUCCACAAGAGAGCUGGUUAAUAUUGUCAGGCAUUUGCAGAAAUAUCCAGACGAGGAUCUGGCUACGGCGAUUGGUAAUGUGUUCGAUUUCGAUCGAUACAGCAAAGACAUGUCCGACACGUUACUAGAGGUUCUACAUUCGAGUGGUCUCCCCACCGAAGGAGUGCUGGAAGGCAGAUCUAAAGAUGCCUUGAAGAAGAUUCAGCUUACUGUCGAGAGGACUAGUGGGCAAGAUGUAUCAUCACCAAAACAUGGAAAGGAAGAUCCCAAAAAUGAGCCACACGUAGGUGGGAACACUUGGGCGGGUGGAACUGGUGGGAGGGAUACAGCUGGCUUGGGCGGCAAGGGCGGACCGUACAGGUUGGAUAAGGGGCAUGAUGUUCAUCAGUUGUCAGAUGCCGAAAAAGAUGACAUUCCGGAUCACGUGAAGGAUGCUGCGCGUGCGAUGAACAGAAAAGCCUUUGCGGAGCGUCUCAAGGAGAUCAAUAUGAGUGAAUACGAUGCGAAAUUGUAUGGACAGUUCUUAAGAGCUGUUCAACCACAGAUAAGUGCUUUAAGGGGUGUAUUGGCGGAGUUGCAAGCGAAGAAAAAGGAGAGACAAUGGAGUAGACACCAAACUAGUGGGGAAUUGGACGAUGGCAAAAUUAUCGAAGGUAUUACAGGUGAGAAAUCAAUUUAUAGGCGUCGGACUGAACAAGAUCCGCCCCCGGGUUCUCCCCCGGAGAAGCCGAAGCGGUUAAGAGUUGUUCUAGAUGUUUCUGGCAGUAUGUAUAGGUUCAAUUCGUUAGACGGACGUCUGGAACGUUCGAUGGAGGCUGUAGUUCUCCUAACGGAGGCUCUGAAGGGGUACGAGACCCGAAUAAGAUAUGACAUGUUUGGGCAUUCCGGGGAGGAACACGCCCUGGAGUUGAUACGAGUGGACAGACCGCCCCAGAACGAAAAAGAAAGGUUGCAGAUAAUCCGCACGAUGCAUGCGCAUGCGCAGUUCUGCUGGUCGGGAGACAACACGUUGUCAGCCGCUAGUCACGCAAUCUCUACGUUGGCAAAUGAAGACACCGAUGAAUCUAUUGUUCUUAUAUUAUCUGAUGCCAAUCUACGCAGAUAUGGCAUCCCACCAGAGAAAUUGGGAAGUAUCGUGACGUCAGAUCCCAGAGUUCAAGCUCACGUUAUCUUCAUCGGUGGUCUCGGGAAUGAGGCUGAUAUGAUUCGACGUAAAUUGCCGGCGGGUCAUGCGCACAUAUGCUUGGAUGUCGCAUCACUGCCACAGAUAAUGCAACAAAUAUUUGCUUCGUCAUUACUACAAAAUUCAUGAUUU
Pieris rapae (cabbage white) is the source of this 4313-nucleotide messenger RNA. RefSeq names its product von Willebrand factor A domain-containing protein 8 (gene c12.2). Lineage: Eukaryota; Metazoa; Arthropoda; Insecta; Lepidoptera; Pieridae. Gene Ontology annotation, molecular function: ATP hydrolysis activity; ATP binding. The record is from RefSeq and is a predicted model, not a curated record. The transcript has 21 exons. Gene Ontology annotation, cellular component: cytoplasm. Bases 135 to 4310 code for a protein of 1391 amino acids.